Messenger RNA from Paramecium primaurelia, 1675 nucleotides. Lineage: Eukaryota; Ciliophora; Oligohymenophorea; Peniculida; Parameciidae. The record is from the annotation of a GenBank genome assembly.
AUGUCUGUUCAUACAAGUCCUAAGAACUCUUUCUUAAGUUCUGCUCGUACAAGACCAUAAACAGCUGUGACGAGUCCCAGAAGACCUUAACUAUAGUAAAAAAAUAUCAAAUUUUAGAUUAUCAAUUCCAAAUGAUGAUCAAGAUCAAUAACAAUUAAUAAAUAAAUAUACUGCUACUACAAGUCUAACACCAAAAAGUUUGAUGAAGUUAUAAGAAAGGAAAGUUAAUGUAGGAGUAAGAUCUGAAAAUGUAUCGUGUAAUUUAAGGGUUACAAAAGAAUAAGCUGAAAUUGAUGCACCAGAUGAUUAUUUUGAAAAAGAAGUUUAAAUUAAUUAAGAUGAAUAUGAACAAUUCAAAAAGAAUUUUCAUAGAAUUGUUUUUGAUGCUUUUGGAAAUUAUAUUUACACUAAACCUGGACCUAUUGAUUAAGAAUUCAAACUUUAAGUUUCUGUAAUAUUUAUUUGUAAAUAAAGUCAGCAUUAAAUACCCAUAAACAUACUUCAAGUAGUCUCAAGAAAAAACUAUAAAUAAAAACUCAAAGUUUUUAACCAAAAAAAACUAUUGAUAAUCUAUUAAAGAGUACAUCAGAAAUGGCUAAAAUGAAUCCAAGAAGAAGAGCUAUUUUAGAAAUCAAAUAAAAAGCAGAAAACUCUCUUUAUUAAAUGAUUAAUAAUCUUGCCAAAGAAAAGGUAUUAAGCGAAUCUAAAGCAUAAUUAGAAUAAGUAACAUAGUAAAUGCUUAUUUAUAUUGAUAAAUUUACAAGAGAAAAGUAUCAUAUUAUCUAUAAUUAGCUAAGAACUUGUGGAUUAAUUAGAAAUGGCUAAAGGAAAAAUAUUUGAAUUAUAAAGUUCAAAUGAAAGUUUAAAUUUUAAGAAUAUUCAAUUACUUAAAGAAAUCAAGCAUUCCAAAUAAUAAUUAGAUGAACUUAAGAGAAGUACUGUUGAAAUUGAAAAGUUUAUUCCAUAAUUUAAUAUUAUGACUAAAAGAUUUGAAAACUUUCAGGCUGAGAAAUUCAUAGAUAAAUAUGAUUAUUUUGAAAAUUAAAAUCUAGUGCUUACUAAAAGAGUUUCAGAUUUAGAAUUAGAUAAUAUUUAACUUGAAAAAUAAAUUUUACAUCUUUAAAAGGAUUUAGAAAUCAAAUAAUAAAUCAAUAAACAUCAAUAUGAUAUGAACUUUCAUUCAUCUACUAAUAAAUAAGAUGUACCUGAUUAAGAAUACGAAUAAUACAAAGAUAUGUAUUUGACCUUGUUUAAGAAAAUACUAGAAAUUUAUAGUGAUUGGACAAAUAAAACUAAAGCUUUAUUACCAGACAAAAUGGAUGGAGGUCCAAGAGCAAAUUUAGUUGAACCAUUAGAAAUGUUAUAAAAUAUGGAAAAAAUGAUAACUAUUUCUUCUAAUGAAAAACUUUAAUCCUAUUUAAGAAAAAUAAUUGUCAGUGCCAAUUAGUUGUAAAGAAAAUAUUUAACUGAAAAUGUCAAUGAAAAAUUUGAUCCAGAUAAAAUCUAUGAAAGAAUUAUUAAAUUAGUUGAUAAUUUAAAGGCUUAAAUUUCUAAUCUACAAUGCUAAGUUCAGAGCUACAAAUAAACUUAAAAUGUAUUUAAUCCUUAUUUUAUUUAGUGUUAAACAUAAGUGCAAACCUAAAGGUCAAAGUCUUUUCUACAUGAAAAAGAAUGA